This is a messenger RNA of Empidonax traillii (willow flycatcher), 643 nucleotides long. RefSeq names its product fatty aldehyde dehydrogenase-like. Gene Ontology annotation, cellular component: cytoplasm. Bases 247 to 537 code for a protein of 96 amino acids. The record is from RefSeq and is a predicted model, not a curated record. Gene Ontology annotation, biological process: aldehyde metabolic process. The transcript has 3 exons. Gene Ontology annotation, molecular function: aldehyde dehydrogenase (NAD+) activity. NCBI's taxonomy places the organism in Eukaryota, Metazoa, Chordata, Aves, Passeriformes, Tyrannidae.
CUGUUCCAGUCGGGCAGAUCUUGUGCUUAAGUGAUGUAAACUGGCCUCUCCCUCGGAACAAGGCACAGACUGUGCCCUGCACAGAGCGGGAUGGAAGCACCAGCUUGAACCCUCCCUGCUCUGGGACAUGGUGUUGUGUCCCAUCUUGAUUUCCCCUUGUUCUGUGCCAUCUCCCAUUCUGGGCAGCUGAUCAGACGGGUGAUAUCGGAGACCUCCAGUGGUGGCGUGACAGGCAAUGACGUCCUCAUGCACUCCGUGGUUCCAGAUCUGCCCUUCGGUGGUGUGGGUAACAGCGGGAUGGGAGCCUACCAUGGCAGGUACAGCUUCGAGACCUUCUCCCACCGCCGCGCCUGCCUGAUCAGGGACCUGAAGAUGGAGGUUGUGAACAAACUGAGGUACCCACCUGGCAGCCAGGAGAAGGUGGAUUUGGCCAGGUUCUUCCUCCUGAAGCAUUGCAACCACAGCCGAGUGGGACAGUUCAUCUUGGCCCUGCUGGGGGCUGUGAAAGCAGUGAUGGGAAAGAUAUUCUCCCCUUGACGAGAGGGGUGAUGGGCAGUCAGCAGCUUUCCAGCCCCAGAACCCACCACUCACUCCCUGCAGUCCUACUGCUGAACUUUUCUCUGCUGCAAUUUCAUUUCUUCCA